AUGAGAAAAAAGGUUGAAAAAAUAAAAAAAAGUAUAUGAUUUUAUAGAUGUAGAACCAUGGAGUGAUUAUGAGGAUGCUUAGGUUAUGCAAUUAGUUGAAUAAUAUGGGCCACAUAAAUGGACAUUUAUAGCAUCUAAGUUAUAAGGUAGAAUUGGAAAACAAUGUAGGGAACGGUAUGCAAUGUUGAGUAAUAUAGUUGGCAUAAUCAUUUGAAUCCUUUGAUAAAAAAGUCACCUUGGGAAUAUGAGGAAGAAUGGAUUUUAUUUUUGUAUCAUGAAGCUAUUAGUAAUGAAUGGGCAGAAAUUGCUAAGCAUUUAGAAGGAAGAACUGAUAAUGCAAUAAAGAAUCAUUGGAACUCUGGAAUGAAGAAGAGAAUGAGUGAAUUUAGAGAAAAGUUAUAGAAAAUAAGAUAACAAUUUUAAUAAAAAGGGUUUUAAAUUUGAAUUAAAGAAGGUAGGCAUACUUUUUUAGAUUAAUUUGUGAACCCUUAUGAAAGGAAAGCAAUUGAAAUAAUAUUUUUAAAUAAAAAGUAUGUAAGCUUGAUCACAGACACAGAAGAUGAGGAAGAUGAGAUUGAUGAGCCAGCAAUAAAACCAAGUCAAAACACAUCCCUUAGAACUCGAAGCAAUUUGAAUAAUAAUGUAUAAUAAGAAUAUAUGAAGUUUGAAAUCAGAAGCAAGUACAUCAGCAAACAUCCUAGAAGAAAUAGAAUGCACAGAAAAUAUUUGAUAUAUAAGAAAAAUUAAAUGAAGGAGAUUGAGAAAGAGAAGGAGAACAAAAAUUUGAGUAAUGUGCAACCAGUCCAAAUAGAAUCAAGACAAAUGUUUUCGAUGCAAUAGUUAGAUCAGACUCCUUCAAAAGUAUAUAAGUAGAAGUGAAUUUGAUAUAUUUAGUGAUGAUUACUAUUAAACACCAGCAGCAUUCAAUCGAAUAUAAAGGUUAGCCAUCAGUAGUUCAAAGUUUAGUUAAUUUAAAUGCGCAGUCUAAGUAAGAUGAUAGAUGUAUUUAUCAAAUAGAAUGAAACAUUCCAAAAUUAGUUGUAAGAAGAACUAAAGCAAAACUUAUUUUUAUGA
This is a messenger RNA of Paramecium octaurelia, 1074 nucleotides long. The record is from the annotation of a GenBank genome assembly. Lineage: Eukaryota; Ciliophora; Oligohymenophorea; Peniculida; Parameciidae.